This is a messenger RNA of Rotaria sordida, 2577 nucleotides long. NCBI's taxonomy places the organism in Eukaryota, Metazoa, Rotifera, Eurotatoria, Philodinida, Philodinidae. The record is from the annotation of a GenBank genome assembly.
AUGGCACAAUAUUUUGAUUUUUCAACAAGGCAGUCUUCUCUAUCGGAAAUUCAUGACAAUUCCAUUGUUGUCGCAAGUACAAUAACAUCAAUUACGAAUGAAAUUAUAGAUGUUUUACAGCUAGAAGAUAAUGAAAAUAAAGAUGAAAUCAUUAAUGAUUUGUUAGAAAAUGGUCGAGAAUCAUUAGUUAAAUAUCAAGAAGAUAUUACACACGAAAUCUAUACAGAUGUUAUGAAUAGCAAUGAUAAUAAACUGAUUAUCUUAUUAAAAAAAUAUUUUCAACAAAAAUGGGAAACACAAUAUGGUAUUUCUCAUCAAUGGUUUAUUUCAUUUCUUAGACAAUAUCAAAAUGGAGAAAAUCAUUAUACAUAUGAACAUAUUUUAACUCGUACAACUGAAUAUGGAAACAUGUAUAUGAAAAAUGAUCCAAUAUUAUCAAUUGUUUUACAACUUCUAUUUGAGUGUAUUGAUGAUGAAUGUUUGAAAGAAACAAAUAUCUUCAAUGAUCUAUGGUUCUCAAUAACAAGUGAUGGUUUAAAAGCAAUAACAAAUUAUUCUGAUUAUAUUGUUGAAGAUGUUAUGAAUGAACAAUUAAAUAAAAGUCAGUCAAUAUUAUUUCAAGCAUUACGUGAAUAUAAUCGUCAAGCAGUAUUUUCACUAUUAAAACAAAACAAUAUUGUGGAUGAACAAAAUUUGUAUGAUUUAAUAUUAGAUGAUAUUACUGAACAUGAAGAAAGUGAACAUAUCAUAAUUCCAUUGGAUGUUUCUGACAAUAUAACAGUUCGAUUUCGACAGACCGAUGUUCUUUAUCGAGUACGUACACAUCAAAAUAUGACAGUGAAAGAAGUGAUUGCUGAUGUUUGUCGACAAGCCAAUGCGAACAUCUGCAACAAUUGUUACUUAUGGUUUGAUUCACGUGAAUUAAAUAUUAAUGACACAAUCUAUCAAUCUGGUCUCUAUAAAUCAUCGAAUUCAACAAAAGAUCUGCCAGAAGUUCGUUUAAAAUAUAUACAGAUUCUUCAAUCAUCAACACAUAUUGGCACACAAAUUUCUCUUGCAUCACCCGAACAUAUUUCUUAUCAUGAACUUUUCAAUAUUCCUCUGCCAUCUACCAUAAAUAAUAUUAGCCCGACUGUUGUGAAGGAAAUCGCUGAACAAAUUAUUCAACAUUCAUCAUCGGUUUCUCAAUCAUUAUGUAAUAGUGGCACAGUAUUGAUUCCAUUACCAAAUUGUUCAAAACAAUCAAUUGAUUCACUUCCAACAAUAGUGUUAACGGCACCCCUAUCACCAAAUCAAUUCGAUUGGAAUGUAUUUCUGGAUUGCUUAGCAGAUGAUCUUGAGAUCAACCGAACUGAUUUAAUUAUUGUAAAUGUAGAAAAAGGUAGUACAAAAUUUAUGAUCAAAUUACGAACAAAAUUAUUACAAGCUUCAGAAAUAGUAAAUAAAGUUGCAAGAAAACUACUAUUUAUGUGUUUACCCAAGUGUAAAAAAUUUGUUGAUGAAUAUACAACAUCAACGACAAGUGAUAUAAGAGUUGAAUUGGAAAAUUUUGCUAACGAAAAGGUCAUUGAAGAUAAAACUUCUCUCUCUUUUGAAGAGAUUGAUGUUGCUCUUCGUCUUUGCGAACGACCUGCAAUUAUCAAUGAUACCAGUUGGAAAUUUUUGCAAGAAAAGAGUCGUCAAAUCCAUACAUGUGUUAUACAAUCGAUUCAAUCGUGUCGUGAUGAAUAUGUUAUUGAUCAUGCUUCGAUUGUUUAUAAUGAACAUAUUUAUCAUGAAUACCAAAGCUUAACAACUACUGAUAAAAACGAGAAAAUCUUAUUUCAUGGUACAAAUACGAUUAAUUUUAAUGGAAUAUUCGAAAAAAAUUUUCAAUAUAUUUCUCAAGCAAAACGAACGGAUGAAGGUUGGUAUGGACAAGGUAUUUAUUUUAGUAGCUCGCCAGAAAAAGCUUUAAAUUAUGCUAAAUCGAAUUCAGCUUUUUCUUAUCUAAUAUGUAGUCUUGUUCGACUGGAUAAAAUAUUAACUGUUACAGACAUGAAAUAUAAAGGUAAACCUAUGCAUUCCGAUUACGACACUCAUUAUAUACCCAUAAGAAUCAACGGGGAUCCUAUUUCUAGAGGAGAAAUUCCAUGUUUUGAAGAAUUUGUUAUUAAGAAGAGCGAUCAAAUUAUACCAUUGUAUAUUGUUGGAUUAUUAAAGGUAUCUCGUUUUGUUAUUUGGCGUGAUGCAAAAAUUACAAAUGAAUUUAACUCUUCUAUAUUCGAAGACAUGACACAACGGUAUACUUAUAAUAUCUAUGGUACACAAACAAGUAUUGAAGCACUCAAUAUCUUAAAUAUUAAAUUAACGAAUAAUGACUCUAUGAAAUGUGUUAUAGUAACGAACGGAGCAGAUGAUGGUGAAGACUUUGUAAGACAAUGUCGAUCAAUACGAUCAUCUCUACCGAUCAUUAUUUUUUGUCAGAAUAAAACUUAUCAUCAACAAUGGGCUGCAAAAUUAUCACACCCUAAAAUUCAUGUAACUAGUAGCCCCACAGAUGUGUUUGAUUUUAUUACUAAUACAUUACAACAGUAA